GGCGCGAGCAUGCUGUUAGUAGUUGUCAUCCUCAGAAUUGGAUUUCAUGAAUAUAGUUACAGUUUCGGAGCAAAUAAGAACUGGGAGGAACACGUUUAUACCCCGACAAUAGCUUCUUCGCAGCAGCUCAGAACGGGUGUUUAGAAGACCGUGCGCGAUUAGAUUUUAGUUAGUCCAAUCGUUUUCGUGGCUUCUUUCAUUUUCGCAUGGAAUGCACUGUGGCGUCUCAGUGUAGUUUAGACAUCGUUUAUUGCGCUCGCGGUUUAGCCCGUGGAUAAUACUGACGCGUCUGCGUAACCGAACAUAACUGGGGGACAUCGCAUCGAAAAUAAAUUCAACAAUGCAAUAACGGACACAUAUGUUUUUCUAUAUGUGCAUCGAUCUCUGAACAGCCCACAACUAGACAGACAAGCCCGUGUAAUUUUAAAGCUUGCAGCAGCAGCAACGCGGACGAUUAUUACAUAGUUGUUGCGAAGCAUUUUCUUAAGAGACGCGCGUGGCGAGCGCUGAAGUGUGCUGGAGCCGAGAGCGGAUCGCCUGGAGCCGGACUCCUCGCUCCUCAGGACGAUGGUGUUAGACAAGGAAGAGGGACAAAAAUGGGGGAAGGGUCUACCAGCAAGAUUCCAGGCUGUGCAAAAAGUGAUGACAGGUGUGCCGAUGCUCUCCGUCCAGCCCAAAGGGAAACAGAAGGGAUGCGCCGGCUGCAACCGUAAGAUUAAAGACCGCUACCUGCUCAAGGCCCUGGACAAAUACUGGCAUGAAGACUGCCUCAAAUGUGCCUGUUGCGACUGCCGCCUGGGGGAGGUGGGCUCCACCCUCUACACCAAAGCCAAUCUCAUCCUCUGUCGCAGGGACUAUCUGAGGCUCUUUGGUACGACGGGGAACUGCGCAGCCUGCAGUAAACUGAUCCCAGCCUUUGAAAUGGUGAUGAGGGCCAGAGAUAAUGUUUACCAUUUGGACUGUUUUGCAUGUCAGCUUUGUAACCAGAGGUUUUGCGUGGGCGAUAAGUUUUUCCUAAAGAACAACAUGAUUCUGUGUCAGAUGGACUAUGAGGAGGGCCAGCUAAACGGGAGCUUUGAGACACAAGUUCAAUAGCCAAUCAAACAACUGCAGCGGCAGCUCUAGUUCCACACAUGAAUACACAAGCUUUUGUGCGAUGGAUGUUCUGCUGCACUCAGAGAGAAGAGCAUCUGUCUGCUUGCCUGCAAUACUUUUUACAGUAAAAGUCCUAUUGGUCCCUGAGGACUCAGUUGUAAAUGUACUAUUUUUGGCCCUUUCUGUCCCCAACACUGAGCAGUUACACGUUUGGAUGUACAGUUGUGCCUGCUUAGUUGAGCACUGUAUUGCCUGUAUGGUUUUUGUGAUUGUUUUGGUCUCUCUCUCUCUCGUUCUCUCGUUCUCUCUCUCCCUUUCUCUUUCCAACUCUCUCGUUCUCUCUAAUGCCUCUCUGAGGGUAUGUACAGCCUGUUUUUCUGUAUAUAUAAACUGGAACAUUUAUUUUAUGAAACUGUAAUGCAAUUUUAUUACCAGUGUGAAUUAAAAAGAUUCUUAAAUGUUCAUAGUUGAGUUUGUCUUCUGAUCCCAAAACCAAAGUUUGAAGAGGCUGGCCCAUGUAUCAACCAUUUAAUUAUUGAACUCAAAGAGGCUGAAGCUUCAAAAACAUUUAUGAAACAACAAUGAAAAAAUUAACAAUUUUAUAUACAGAAAUGGCUUAAUGAAACAGCAUAUUUUAAUUGCUGAUGGACUAAUAAACAAGUUGUUUUGAGAGAAAUGAAAUAAGGUUUUAUUUCGAAUAAAGCAAAUGAAUUCAAAAACGGUGUUGUUGUUGUACACUACCUGUAUAUAAAUGCACAGGUCUGUUGUAAAGUCAUCUGAUUCUGAAUGAAUUCAUCAUAAAUACUCAGCUAGCAUGAGGUCUUUAAUAUUCAUAUGCAUUCAAAUAGUCACUAUUAGUUCUCAUCACCACUG
This is a messenger RNA of Myxocyprinus asiaticus (Chinese sucker), 1968 nucleotides long. RefSeq names its product rhombotin-1. Gene Ontology annotation, biological process: positive regulation of transcription by RNA polymerase II. The coding region runs from base 568 to 1095 and encodes 175 amino acids. NCBI's taxonomy places the organism in Eukaryota, Metazoa, Chordata, Actinopteri, Cypriniformes, Catostomidae. Gene Ontology annotation, molecular function: DNA-binding transcription factor binding; transcription coactivator activity. Gene Ontology annotation, cellular component: nucleus. The transcript has 5 exons. The record is from RefSeq and is a predicted model, not a curated record.